Molecule: messenger RNA, 534 nt
Organism: Symbiodinium sp. CCMP2592
Lineage: Eukaryota; Dinophyceae; Suessiales; Symbiodiniaceae
Source: the annotation of a GenBank genome assembly
AUGAAGAAGAAGCCUUGCGCACCCUUCGGCGCGGCGGUGCGGCCUUUCGGUCGUCUUCCAGCCACCCCCGUGGCGAACCUGGUCCGCCAGGCGGAGCGGGACACAACGGCCGAAGUCGAAGGUGAGAAGCUUGCCGUCAUACCGCAUGGAAUUGGCAGCAUCCGGAAGCUUUGGGAGCAACGCUGCGCCGAAGAGGAACCUCUUCCGCAAAGUGGUGGGUCACCACUUGGUACUUGCCACGGUGAUCUUGCCUUGUCCACGGCGCCGGCCAUCUCACAGCCAAGGGAGGCUCCUGCCUCGGUGUCUCGGUCACAGACAUCAGUGGCCAACACCGUCGCCGUGGGACGUCUGACCGAGGAGCCACCUUUUCAAGAAGGACCUGGGCCGAGAGACAGGCCUUGCAGGCCUUUGUGGGCUGAGCAGAUCUACGCACUUCCUGAGUUUGUCCAGCGCAGGGCAGACUCGGCUCAACGACGCAAGGCAACACAAGAUUCGGGCCGGUUGGGAGUUUCAGAAAAACUCGCACCCUGGUAA